Salvia miltiorrhiza (redroot sage) is the source of this 1286-nucleotide messenger RNA. RefSeq names its product protein TIC 62, chloroplastic. The record is from RefSeq and is a predicted model, not a curated record. The coding region runs from base 88 to 1164 and encodes 358 amino acids. NCBI's taxonomy places the organism in Eukaryota, Viridiplantae, Streptophyta, Magnoliopsida, Lamiales, Lamiaceae. The transcript has 9 exons.
AAGAGAGGAUCCCGAUUAUGAAAUCAGUUUUUUGUGUGCGUGACUACAAUUGUGCUUUGAUCUUAAACUCAUGAUUGGCGGUUAACAAUGAAUUCCAUAAUAAAAUUGGACCACAAAAUAUAUACACUUAAUUUUGAUGGGUUAUUCUCCGUCUCUGAGACGCACACAAUUCAUGCCAUGGCGUCCGCUAGCCUCACACUCUCUCCACCCAUUGAUCUUCCACUUUCACUAAAAGCUUCCACAAAAACCUCUCAAUCACUCCCUCUAUUUCCUCUUCGCCCCCUCAAUCCUCCGUCUUCUCCUUACAAGUUUAACAGAAAGGCAGCAGUAGCAGCUUCGCUGUCGCGCGAACAAGUUUUUGAAUCUGCCGCCACUGACACAAACCAAGAUUCCCCUCGACCCCCUUCUUCCAAGCUUGUUCUCGUUGUUGGCGGCACCGGUGGUGUGGGGCAAUUGGUUGUAGCAUCACUGCUCGAUCGGAAUGUUAGAGCACGGCUUUUACUCCGGAAUCCGGAGAAGGCCACCACUCUCUUUGGUGAGCAAGAUGAGGAAAAACUGCAGGUGAGGCAAGGUGACACGCGGAACCCAGAGGAUUUGGAUCCUUCAAUAUUUGAGGGUGUCACGCAUGUCAUAUGCUGCACUGGAACUACGGCCUUUCCAUCUAGGAGAUGGGAUGGUGACAACACACCUGAACGAACAGAUUGGGAAGGCGUGAGAAAUCUUGUGUCAGCAUUGCCUUCAUCGUUGAAAAGAAUCGUUCUUGUUUCUUCGGUUGGAGUCACCAAGUUCAAUGAACUUCCAUGGAGCAUCAUGAACCUUUUUGGUGUUCUAAAAUACAAGAAAAUGGGGGAAGACUUUGUUCGUAAUUCUGGCCUUCCAUAUACUAUAAUCAGACCUGGUAGGUUAACAGAUGGACCCUACACAUCUUAUGAUCUCAAUACUUUACUCCAGGCGACUGCUGGGGAACGCCGAGCAGUGGUUAUAGGCCAAGGAGAUAAGCUCGUUGGGGAGGUUAGUAGACUCGUCGUGGCAGAAGCUUGUAUACAGGCAUUGGACAUCGACUUCACCGAAGGCCAAAUCUAUGAAAUCAACUCAGUCCAGGGGGAAGGACCCGGAAGCGAUCCCAAAAAGUGGCAAGAACUAUUCAAAGGUGCUAAGAAAUAACAAGUGGCACCUCCAUCCACUGUACAUAACAAACAUAUUCAUAACAAUUCCCACAAAAAACAUUGUAUUCAUUCUCUCUCUUCUUUAAUUAGCUUAUAAAUGUAUAAUUACAUUUCUAAAAA